CGACCAUGUCCCCAUAAAAAGAAGGAGCAGCGGUCCAACCGUAAAUUUCUCAACGCCACCGGGUUAUUUACGUAAAAAUAAGAAGAAAAAGGAGAGAAGGAAUGAUGAAUAUGAUCCGAAAACACUGUUUGAGAUUCAGCAGUUGGCGGUGGUGAAGAGAAUUAAUGGGGAUGGUUUCUGAAAACCCUUUUUCUUUUUCAAACCGCUCUCCAACUCCUAAGCUCUGCAGUUCCUUCACCACUCGUAUCUUUUCAGAUGUUGCCGGGGACAUUACAAUCGUCGUGGAUGGAGAGUCUUUCUUGCUGCAUAAGUUUCCACUGGUGUCUAGAAGUGGAAAGAUUCGGAAAAUGGUUGCAGACACCAAGGAUUCAUCGGCAAAAUUGGAGCUCCUCGACAUACCAGGAGGGGCGCAGGCAUUUGAACUCGCAAUGAAAUUCUGUUAUGGCAUAAACUUUGAGAUCACAACUGUAAAUGUAGCCCAUCUGCGUUGCGCUGCAGAGUACUUGGAAAUGACUGAAGACUACAGGGAUGAAAACCUCAUUGCACGAACGGAGACUUAUCUGAGUGAAGUUGUAGUUGAGAGUCUCGAAAAGUCAGUAGAAGUCCUUGCCACGUGUGAGACGCUACCUUCUAUAGCGGAGGAGGUUGAAAUUCCUAGUAGAUGUGUGGAGGCUAUUGCCAUGAAUGCUUGCAAGGAACAAUUAGUAUCAGGGUUGUCAAUGUUAAGUUGUGGCGGUGAGUCUACAGAGCUUAAGAGUGAUCGUCUUGAGUGGUGGGUUGAAGAUCUCUCGAUUCUGAGGAUCGAUUAUUAUCAAAGGGUUAUAUGUGCUAUGACAAGACUAGGUGUUCGACCGGAUAGCAUUUUUGCAUCUUUGAUGCAUUUUGCUCAAGCAUCCUUGAAGGGAAUCGGAAAAUGUCAAAUUUGGAAUCCAGGAAAAGUGAAGCCAAUUGCUGGCAUGGCAGAACAUGACCAGAAAACCGUUGUGGAAACCCUCGUUAGCUUAAUGCCAACAGAGAAAAGUUGUUCGGUGCCAUUGAGUUUUAUGUUUGGAAUGCUGAGAAUGGCAAUAAUGGUGGAUGCAACAAUAGCCUGCAGGCUUGAGCUCGAAAGGAGGAUUGCUUUACGGUUGGAAAUGGUUUCGAUUGAUGAUCUCCUUAUACCCUCAAUCCAAGCAGGGGGUUCGUUGUAUGAUGUUGACACCGUUCAUCGAAUACUGGUGAAUUUUCUGCAGCGGAUUGAGGAAGAAGAAGAAAGUGAAGAUUGUGGAUAUGAGUCCGAAGGCCUUGGUUCUCCGAGUCAUGGUUCAUUAUUGAAAGUUGGAAAGCUUAUUGACUCAUAUCUAGCUGAAAUUGCUCCUGAUCCUUACCUGAGCUUACCAAAAUUCAUUGCCAUGAUUGAAAUACUGCCCGAUUAUGCACGUGUGAUUGAUGACGGGAUUUACAGGGCGGUGGAUAUAUAUUUGAAGGUUCAUUCAAUGAUCACUGAACAAGAAUGCAAGAAGCUGUGCAAGUUCAUAAACUGCCAAAAGCUCUCUCAAGAAGCCUGCAAUCACGCUGCACAAAACGAUAGACUCCCAGUCAAGAUGACAGUGCAAGUCCUGUACUUCGAGCAGCUCCGCUUGAAGAAUGCAUUGUCUGGAAGCUCAGGAGACGGGUUCCCCUCGCAGAGAAUAAGCAGUGGUGUGCCAAGCGCAGCCAUGUCCCCUCGAGACAACUAUGCUUCGUUAAGGAGAGAAAACCGAGAACUGAAGCUGGAGAUUUCGAGAAUGAGAGUGAGGCUGAGUGAAUUGGAGAAAGAGCAGUUGUUUAUGAAACAAGGAAUGAUGGAUAAAACAGGACACGGGAAGACUUUCUUGACCUCACUCUCUAAAGGGAUCGGAAGGAUUGGGAUUUUUAAUGGCCAAGCGGGAGGCAAACCGAAGAAAUCAGGUCGGAAGUCCCGGGGAUCUGAGGGGAAAACUGGUAGGAGUAAAAGAUAUUCUGUUUCCUAGGUAGCUGCUUUGCUAACAAAAAUAUUGUCUUCAGAAGUACUUCGGAGGUAGCUUAGAAGGUUUUGAAGGGCUCCCGAAGUUUGUAUCACGUAUGCAAAGAGUAAUGCUACAUGUAUCACAUUUAGUGACCGCAUUGUUUACGGAGAUGGAUUCUACUCGAAUCCCGCUUCAUGUGUUCAAUAAUGUGGUCUAAAUGUUAUACAAGUAGUUCUAUUGAUCUUUGAAAUAACAAUUAGAAUCUCUUAAGUCUGUUUUAUUUUCCUAACACAUGAAUUCGGAGUUUUUAGUAAACAGUGUAACAUAUUAUGAAUUAGCUUACCCUAAUUUAAGAGUAAGCUAAGAAUCGUUAUUUUCUGGAAGCAAAAGUUCAUCA
Molecule: messenger RNA, 2364 nt
Organism: Malus domestica (apple)
Lineage: Eukaryota; Viridiplantae; Streptophyta; Magnoliopsida; Rosales; Rosaceae
Product: BTB/POZ domain-containing protein At3g08570-like
Molecular function (GO): protein binding
Source: RefSeq, a predicted model, not a curated record